CCGAUCCAUGUGCAUCGUCAUCUUGUAGUGUAAAGCACCAGAAAAAGAACCCUCUUUGCACGGUCGUCUUGUUGGGCAACCCGAUUAGAGGCAUUUCGUUCUUUGAUUUUACCAGAGAGAUCGGUUCAAGAAUCAUCGAAGGAGUAAAAAUGAAACGUGAUCUAGCGCUCGCACGCGAUUCUGUCCAAAGCAACGCGGAGAGCGCCCGUCGAAAAGCAGAUGAUGCCUGUGCGUCUAGCUCCUCCGCCGCUUCGACGGGUAGUGACAACUACGAUGUGUUCUUGAGCUUUAGUGGUCAGGAUACUCGCAAAACCUUUGCGGAUCACCUCUACAACGGCCUCUUCGAUGCCAGCAUCCGCGUGUUCAGAGACAACAAUGAGCUACGCGAAGGUGAGAAGAUCGGCACCAAUCUUCUCCAGGCCAUUAAAAAUAGCAAAAUCUCGAUCCCGAUUCUCUCUCAGAACUACGCUUCGAGCAAAUGGUGCCUUCACGAGCUCGUUGAGAUGACAGAGUGCAUCAAAAGCGGGCACGUUGUUUUGCCCAUUUUUUACCACGUUGAACCGACCGAUGUGCGAAACCACAAAGGGAGCUUUGGAGAGGCUUUCUCCUGUUUAAGUAGGAAGUAUCCGGAAGAUGUUGAGAAAUGGAAAGUAGCACUUCAAGAAGUGGCUUCCCUAAAGGGAUGGGAAUCGGAGAAAACUGCUGACGGUCGCGAAGGAGAUCUGGUGAAAAUGGUGAUCAGAAAAGUAUUGGGUGAGUUAAAGAAGGCUUUCCAGCUGGUUGUUCCCGAGCAACUCGUCGGAAUCGAUAAUGCUGUGGAGAAUGUUUUGAGAUUGCUGGAUGAUAAUCCCGAUGAUAAUCCCAGUUCUGCCAAAAUUGUUGGUAUUCAUGGAAUGGGGGCAUCGGUAAAACAACUUUAGCCAAGGCCGUCCACAAUAAGCUCUCCAACCAAUUUCAGCAUCAUAGUUUUAUUGCAGAUAUUCGAGAAUCCUCACGACGCCAUGACAUUUUUUAUUCGCAGAAUCAUUUAAUACGUGAUCUGAAAGAGAAAGACCAAGUGUCUAAUAAGGAUGAAGGAAUCAGCAUCUUGGGAUCUAGAUUUAAACGUAAGAAAGUCCUAAUUCUUCUAGAUGAUGUGGAUGAUAUCGAGCAUAUCAGAGCUUUGGUUGGGAAAUAUGACUGGUUUGAUAUGGGAAGUAGGAUAAUAAUCACCACAAGAAGCAGGUCUGUUCUUGAUAAAGCUGAGGUGAAAUGCAAGUACGAACUCGAGGGAAUGGUUAAGGAUGAAUCUUUGGUAUUGUUUAGUAGACAUGCCUUUAGGAGGGACUCUCCUCCGUAUGAAUUUGAAUCUCUCUCUCGUGCUAUCGUGUCCACUACCGGAGGGCUACCCUUAGCUCUCGAGGUUAUAGGUUCGUUUCUGUGUGGACGGAACCAAGCAUUUUGGCAAGAUGCGUUAAAGAAGUUUCAGAAAGUACCACAUGAGAAAGUGCAAGAGAAAUUGAAGAUAAGUUACGAUGCAUUAAACUAUGAGGAAAAACAGAUAUUUUUGGAUAUCGCUUGGGACUUUCAGAUGGAUAGGGCCAGAUGGGCUUUCCACAUGUGGGAUGCUUGUAAUUUUUUUCCGAAUAUGGUGAUUGAAACAUUGUGUUUUAUGUCGCUAAUAAAAAUUGGAGAUGAUGAAAUGCUGCAAAUGCAUGACCAACUGAGAGAUCUUGGUAGGGAAAUUAUUCGUCAAGAAGAUUACCAUGCUCCUAUGAAUCGAAGUAGGGUGUUGCUCUAUGAGGAAGACUUUAAAAUAUUUCAAAGAAAUAAGGGAAUUGAAAAUCUUAACGUUCAAGCCCUUGCUCUCAAAGGAGAUAGCUCGCAGAGUGAAUUCACAACUGAACAAUUUGAGAAACUACUGAACUUAAGAUGCCUUGUGGUGUUAGAUGCAAAACUGAUUGGAGAUUCCAAAAUCUUGCUUCCCAAGUUACGAAUCCUUAAGUUGGACGGAUGCAGAUUCAUGGCUACUAAAUUUCAUAUGGAAAAAUUAGUCGUACUUUUGUUAUCAAGAAGUGACAUUUCAGAGCAUUGGGAAGGUUGGAGUUAUCUCAAGGUGGCGAAGCAAUUGAAAGCUCUAGUUCUUACAAAUUGCCCUCGUUUAAGAGUUACUCUUGAUCUCUCGACCUUUCGACAUUUAGAGAUAUUAAUCAUCAAAGAAUGUGGUAAUCUAGAGCUAAUCCAUCCUUCUAUUGGAGAAGCCAAGGGCCUUAGUUUUUUGAGCUUGGAUGGGUGUGUAAAACUUCGAGAGCUACCCCAAGAAAUGGGUAAGUUGGAAGAACUAAAGGAACUUUACAUAGGCAAGACUGCUAUAGAGGAAAUUCCUCCAUGUAUAAGUUCUUUGAAGAAGCUGAAAAUUCUUCGUGCCAAUGGUUGCGAAUCAUUGGUUGGAAUUCCUAGAUCAAUUAGCCAUCUGGUAAAUUUAUCAAUUUUUGACCUAACUAAUUGCUCGAAAUUAUGUAGACUUCCAGAGAGCAUCGGAUCCCUUGUGAACUUGCAGCAACUACUUUUAAGGCGAGCGCAAUUUUCAGGAGAUUUACAUAUCCCCAACUCAAUUGGGAAGUUGGAAUGGUUGACAAUAUUGGAUUUGUCAUUUUUAGGCAUUUGUAAAUUGCCUGAAUCCAUUGGGGAUAUGAAAAACUUGACAAUUUUGACAAUACAUUGUUGUGAGAACUUGAGUAGUUUACCUAGUACUAUUAGCAAGUUGGGCAACCUAGAACAAUUUUAUGUGACGGGGUGCAAGAGUUUGGGAGGGGAAAUCCCUACAGAUGGGUUGUCUUCACUAAAGAUCCUUCGAUUAUGUGAGACAAGUGUUUCUGGCUUCCUCGGUGGAUUUGAUAAGCUUUCUCGUCUUGAGAAACUUGAAGAAUUAGAUGCCAAAAAAUGCAAGAAUCUCGGAGGGGAAAUCCUUAUAGAUGGCUUGUCUUCACCGAGGAUCCUUCGAUUAGGUUGGACAAGUGUUUCUAGCUUCUCGAUGCAUUCAAUAAGCUUUCUCGUCUUGAGAAACUUGAAGAAUUAGAUGUAACGGAAUGCAAGAAUGCG
This is a messenger RNA of Eucalyptus grandis, 3081 nucleotides long. Its product is annotated as toll/interleukin-1 receptor-like protein. Lineage: Eukaryota; Viridiplantae; Streptophyta; Magnoliopsida; Myrtales; Myrtaceae. The record is from RefSeq and is a predicted model, not a curated record. Gene Ontology annotation, biological process: signal transduction; defense response. The transcript has 4 exons. Gene Ontology annotation, molecular function: ADP binding. Bases 1190 to 3058 code for a protein of 622 amino acids.